This is a messenger RNA of Dothidotthia symphoricarpi CBS 119687, 423 nucleotides long. RefSeq lists its product as uncharacterized. The transcript has 2 exons. The record is from RefSeq and is a predicted model, not a curated record. Bases 73 to 339 code for a protein of 88 amino acids. NCBI's taxonomy places the organism in Eukaryota, Fungi, Ascomycota, Dothideomycetes, Pleosporales, Dothidotthiaceae.
AACUCAGGCAUACGCGGGAAGUGAAAUACAGAUUAUGAGAACAAUCGAGAUAAUGAAUUUCCAACCGACUGGAUGUUGCAAUCUAAGCCCCUGGAGUGUCUUCGAUAUCGCAGUAAUAAGUCUCGGGGGAAUAGGCAAUGUUGGCAUAGGGUAAUUGGAGUAUAUCGGCAACCUUGGAGGAGCUCUGUGAGGAGUAUGAUAAUCCUGAUAAGUACAGCACCUUUUGUGCUGAGACUGAAAAAGGCGGCAAGGGCUUAUUGGUGUGCUCAAGGUUCAGAAAUAGGAAGCAUUGGGAGAAGCUACUCAAGGAGGCAUGUAAACCAGUCAAAAGUGCUGUAGAGUGUGACCACCUUGACAACUGAUAUUGUCUCGAGGACGAAGUUAUGACGCGGACUGUGCAUAUGCAUUCGCUAUAUUUGGAAC